AUGGAUCAGUCUGGCGCGGAGGAGGAAUGGUUUGCGGGCUUCAAAAAGCUGUCUCUGGCUGCCUCGCCGCCCAGUGGCCGGCGCGCCUCUCUGGGUUUCGAAAAGCGGCUGAGCAGCGCCCAGGCCCCGGACAGCCACCCCGUCAGCCCCGCGAGCAGCGAGCGGGGCGGCCUCUCGCCGCCGCCGUCGAGCAGCGCGCGCAGCCGCGGCGGCAGCCGGGGCCCAGCCUCGCCCGCCACCUCCCACUUCUCCAUCCCCGCCUACCGCAGCGCCAGCACCGCUGGCUGCGAGGCGCAAGGGCUAGGCGCGCUGACUCUGUCGCCGGCUGCUCCAACCGGCGCAGCUGCGGCGGCGGCAGCCGAGGAGCGCGUCACUCUCAACCUGUUUGUGCAAGACGACCCGCAGGGCGGUCAGGCGUGCAGCCUGCGGGCAGAGGUGGCCAGCCUGCAGCUGCGCGUGGGCCUGCUGCAGGCUCAGCUGGACGAGGCGCAGCAGCUGGCACAGCAUGGGGAGGCGGCAGCGGCGCCGGCAGCGGCGCCACUGGGGGCGGCUGAUGCGGCGGGUGCGGCCGUCCCAGCAGCUGAGUCAGUGCAGCUGGUGCUGACUAUUGUAGAGGCGCCGUCGCAGGCGGAGCAGGGAGCGACGGUUGAGGGCGGUGCCGGCGCUGCCGACCCCGCCGGCCUGCAGCAGCAGCUGCAGCGGGUGGAGGCGAGCAGGGAUGAGCUUGGGUGGCAGGCGGGGCAGCUGCGGGGCCGCAUCGCAAAGCUGGAGGGCGCUGUGCUGGCGGGUGAGAGCCGGGUGAGGGCGCAGGCGGCGGAGCUGGAGGCGCUCAAGGCGGCGGGCAGGGAGCUGGAGCAGCAGCUGGCGGCGGUGCAGGCCCAGGUGGGCGUGACCCCGGACCGCGCCCGCGCCGAGCGCCGGCGCCUGGCCGAGCAGGCGGCUGAGGCGCAGGCGGCGGCCGAGGCGGCGGCGGCGCGCGCCGCGCGCCUGGCAGCGGUGCUCGCCUUUGAGGCCCGCGAGCGGCGGGAGCUGGGCGAGUUUGCUGCGCUGGAGCACCAGCUGCUGGCGGAGCGGGAGCGGGUGCUGACGGGCGAGGCGGCGCAGUGGCGCACCGACGCAGCCGCCGCCGCCUCCCAGCUGGCAGACGUGCGGCAGCGCCUGGUGAAGCUGCUGCGUGGGGAGCUGGAGGCAGCGCAGGCGGCCACCGCCGGCGCGGCGGUGCUGACGGCGGAGUGGCGGCACAAAGCGGAGCAGUUUGACCGCGACCGCCAGGCGGCGGCAGCCAACAUCAGGAAGGCGGAGCGUGAGCUGGAGCUGGUGGCCCAGGACAAUGAGCGCAUGUUCCGCCAGCUCAACUUUGUGCGCACGCGGCUGAUGGGGCAGCUGGGCAGCCUGGACCCGGCUGUGCCAGACAUCGGCAAGCUGGCCCGGGAGCUGCAGUCGUGGUGCGACCGCGAAGCGGCUGUCAGGCACAAGGCUUGA
Molecule: messenger RNA, 1482 nt
Organism: Chlorella variabilis
Lineage: Eukaryota; Viridiplantae; Chlorophyta; Trebouxiophyceae; Chlorellales; Chlorellaceae
Exons: 7
Coding region: 1-1482 (493 amino acids)
Source: RefSeq, a predicted model, not a curated record